This is a messenger RNA of Desarmillaria tabescens, 411 nucleotides long. RefSeq lists its product as uncharacterized. Lineage: Eukaryota; Fungi; Basidiomycota; Agaricomycetes; Agaricales; Physalacriaceae. Bases 1 to 411 code for a protein of 136 amino acids. The transcript has 2 exons. The record is from RefSeq and is a predicted model, not a curated record.
AUGAUUACCAUAUUUUUGGAGUACAAAUUGGCAGUAAAGAAGAUGACAGGAGAGCAGGACAAUGGUCUAUGUGAGUAUGAACUGUCAAAGGAUGAGUGGGCUGUCAUCAAGGAUCUGCAUGACGUGUUACAGGUUCUGAAGGAUGUGACCCUUUAUUUUUCAUGCUCAACACCCAAUCUUGCAACCGUAAUUUCUGCCAUGGACCAUAUUGAUAAGGUUCUUGCAAUGGCAGCUCUUAACAAUGUCAAAUUUUCACCACCAAUGUGUGCUGCCCUUGCUAUCAUGAAGAACACUUUGAAUGUGUAUUAUGAUUGUACAGACAAGUCCAAGGUUUACCAGAUUGCUAUAGGUAUGUCACUUGUCUUAAAGGUUCUUUUAAAGUCUAAUUAUCUAGUAAUACUGCACCCAUGA